Pseudomyrmex gracilis is the source of this 2176-nucleotide messenger RNA. RefSeq names its product gastrulation defective protein 1 homolog. Gene Ontology annotation, molecular function: protein binding. Bases 94 to 2124 code for a protein of 676 amino acids. The transcript has a single exon. Lineage: Eukaryota; Metazoa; Arthropoda; Insecta; Hymenoptera; Formicidae. The record is from RefSeq and is a predicted model, not a curated record. Gene Ontology annotation, cellular component: nucleus; site of double-strand break. Gene Ontology annotation, biological process: regulation of DNA double-strand break processing.
CUAUAGAUAAAUGCGCGCAUAUGCAGAAAACAGAACGCAUUCAUACUUGUGUGUCGCUUUAUAGUUCUGAUCUGUUAUAACCAAGUUAUCAAUAUGAAUUCGAAGAAGAUCACUUUUGGAAAAAUUAGUAAUAAUUUAAAUAAGGUGACAUCCGAAACGCCUGGCGAAACAUCCAGCUUCGGAUUUGGCACGUUUGGCAAGAAACCUAAAGAGAUCAAUGUGAGAAAGAUGGACGAGAUCAAGCCAGAGGAUGAGGAAGAAACCCAAAGCAUGCAGAAGCUGAUGGGCAUCACAAGUUUUGGAAAAAAGGCAAAGUCGUUUGACAUACAAGAGAUGAUGGAAAAUAUUACUAAGACUAUUAAUAGUAACACAUACAUAGACAAAACAAUUGCGUCCUCAAAAGAAGAAGUAUUUUCUGAUGAAAAAGAAGUGAACAAAAAUAAAGAAUCUAAGAAAGAUAAAGAGGAAAGCGACAGUGAAGAUGACCUUAUUGGUCCACCAAUACCAUCAUCACUGUUUGCUAGUUCAGAAGAGAAAGAUUCAGAUGUGAAAGAAAAUGAAAAAGAUUCAGAAAAGAAAGAGAUCAAGAACAGAAGUAUUGACGAGGAUGAUGAAGAAUCGUCAGAUAACGAAGAAAAAGAAGAAGAAGAAGAAGAGAUAAUGUUGAAGGACAAGAUUCCUUGUUCUCAUGAAGUUUCCAUGAUUCACGGUACCAAAGCUGUCAUUGCUAUUGCUGCAGAUCCAUCUGGAGCUCGAUUAGCUUCGGGAUCUGUUGACUAUGACCUCUCCUUCUGGGAUUUUGCUGGGAUGGACACAUCCAUGAAGAGUUUUAGAACUCUGCAGCCUUGUGAAAAUCAUCCCAUCAAAUGUUUGCAGUAUUCUAUGACUGGAGAUGUAAUACUGGUAAUAUCAGGAUCAGCACAGGCAAAAGUUCUAGAUCGAGAUGGUUUUGAGAAAUGCGAAACUGUAAAAGGUGAUCAAUAUAUUACCGACAUGGCACGUACAAAGGGUCAUACUGCCAGUUUGAACAGCGGCUGUUGGCAUCCAUUUACGAAGGAAGAAUAUUUAACCUGUUCUCAAGAUAGUACCUGCAGAAUAUGGAGUUUGUUCAGGCCACGUGGUCACAAGAGCUUGAUAAAAUGUAGAGCUCAGAAUGGUGUGAAAACUGUGCCUACUACUUGUGCUUAUAGUCGGGAAGGUGCGGCUGUAGCAUGUGGGUGUAUAGAUGGAUCAAUUCAGAUGUGGGAUCACAGGAAGAACUUUGUAAAUCCAUCUCUUAUUCUGAGAAAUGCGCACAUGCAAAGUAGUGAGAUAUCAAGUCUAAGUUUCUCUUAUCUCGGACAGAUGUUGGCCAGCAGAGCUUGCGAUGACACUCUUAAAUUGUGGGAUUUACGGUCGUUCAAGCACCCAGUUUUUGAAGCCAAAGAAUUAUUCUCACGUUACGACACGACUGAUUGCAUGUUUAGUCCGGAUGACUCUAUGAUCAUUACGGGAGAAUCUUUGAGCAAAGGGAAAACAACUGGCAGAGUACUGUUCUACGACAGUAAAACAUUUGAUUUGGUCAGAGAAAUACCUGUGACCAACUCACACGUGAUUAAGACUCUGUGGCAUCCGAAAUUAAAUCAGAUAUUUGUCGGUUGCGGCAAUGGAAUUGUCAAAGUGUACUACGAUCCCAAGAAGAGCAUGAGAGGUGCCAAACUGUGUGUCGUUAAGACGCAUAUGAAGCAGAAACACAUCGAGAUAAUGUCCACUCAGCAAAUUAUAACGCCUCACGCGCUCCCAUUAUUUCGCCAGGAUAGACCUAAAUCUGUUCGCAAGCAGAUGGAGAAAGAUAGGAUGGAUCCAGUCAAAUCGAGACGUCCCGAUUUGCCCAUCACCUCUGGACAAGGUGGCAGAGUGGCGUCCUCCGGAGGAACUCUUAGUUCGUAUGUCAUACGUAAUCUCGGACUGAGCAAGCGAAUAGAAGACGAUCAAGAUCCCAGGGAAGCUAUUCUCAAGUAUGCAAAGAUAGCUGAGGAACAACCGUACUGGAUCGCACCGGCAUACAAAAAGACACAACCGAAAACAAUUUUCCAAAAUGAUGACCAAGAUAGCGGACCUAGUAAUAAAAAACAAAAGACUUAAAUGUAUAUUUUACAAGUUGUAUAUAUACUGUAUAUAAAACAUAUAUUUGCAU